GGAGUAGUAGCUUCGGCUCUUCACAGACAUAGACACCAGGUUCAGAAUACCCAGAACAAAGCAACUGCUUGUAAGUUGAAGCUGUUUCUAUCUCAUUGCAAUACCCACCAUGAGCCCAUGACCCAGUCACCUCUAACAAGCUACGAGCCUUAGACUGUGACACCACCAAGGCCAACGACACCACUCCCGUCAUCAUGUCAAACAACAGAAAAACAUCCAAUCCCACCAGUGAGGUGAAAAGGCCCGUUGAAGCCCAGACGACCUCUCGCUCUCGCUCUGAAGUCAGAUCUUCAUCCCGCCCGCGCAACAACAUUCAACCCUCCAAUGCUCAAACCCCCGUGUCAUCUGGUACGAGAAGAAAUGCGAAGGUGGUCAGUGAGCCGAAGAAGUCUGCUGAUAGUCAGCGCGCUCGUUCUGAAAUCGGAGGUUAUACUGCCCCGAAUGGCACCCAUCUGCGGGUAGGCGAACUGCAGAGACUGUCCUGCGGCGUGAAAGUGCCAAAUAAAGACACAGCGUAUUUCCGUCCGAGCUUUGUGGAAGAUCCAUGGAAGGAUGUGAAGCCCAUUAUGACUGAGUGUAGUAAUCGGUGGUGGUGAGUGGUUUUCUUUCUUCUUUUAUCUUCUCUACCACCUUUGUGUUUGUCCAAACCUUCCUGCCCUUCGUAUCUUUUUACAGCUAACCCAAAUUUGAAACAGAUAUGACACAACGGAACUUCAGUUUGACCAUGCAAUAUUUCGGGGUUUUUAUGGUCAUGCGAUGGGAAGUAAUGAUGAAGGUCUAUUGUGAUUCAACGAAUGAAGCAGAUGAUGA
Aspergillus steynii IBT 23096 is the source of this 810-nucleotide messenger RNA. RefSeq lists its product as uncharacterized. NCBI's taxonomy places the organism in Eukaryota, Fungi, Ascomycota, Eurotiomycetes, Eurotiales, Aspergillaceae. The record is from RefSeq and is a predicted model, not a curated record. The transcript has a single exon. Bases 195 to 596 code for a protein of 133 amino acids.